CGCCGGGGCCACACAAAGCGGCGAGCGGCGGUGCCUCCGCGCCGGCCAUGGAGCCGCCCGUGCCGCCUCAGGAGCAGCCGCCGCGCCCGCGCUCGCACACGGUCACCACCACCAGCAGCUCCUUCACCGCCAACCUGUCGGCCAGCUCCAGCACCCUCGCCUACGACAGGGAGUUCCUGCGCACCGUGCCCGGGCUCCUCAUGGUGACCGAGAUUGUAUUGGGGCUGCUGGUGUGGACCCUGAUCGCUGGAACAGAAUACUUUCUAUACCCAGCCUUUGGCUGGGUGAUGUUUGUGGCUGUGUUUUACUGGGUUCUCACCGUCUUCUUUCUGAUCAUCUACAUGACAAUGACCUACACCAGGAUCCCACAGGUGCCAUGGACCAUGGUGGGUCUGUGUUUUAAUGGAAGUGCCUUUGUUUUGUAUCUCAUUGCUGCCAUUGUGGACGCAUCUUCAGUUACCAAAGAUCUGGACAAUCACAAUUACAACAGCUGGGCAGCUUCUUCAUUCUUUGCCUUCGUGGUUACCUCCUGCUAUGCUGGAAAUACAUAUUUUAGCUUUAUAUCUUGGCGAUCACGAACUUUGCAGUAAAUACUUUGUUAAAGUGAAUUCUGUAGUGUAAAGCACCUUGAGGAUUAUUCACUUUUGAUAAAAGCUUGGAAGAGGGAUGAGGUAUUUUUGAACAUUUCUGUUAGAAUUGACACAAUAUAAACUGAGAUCAAAUUAUUAUUUAUAAUAAUGCCGUGUUUAGAGACAUUUAACCCUGACUUUGUACUAUAUAAUAAAAUUUCAUACUGCUUCUUUUAAAAUUAACAUGGUAUUUUUCUAGAUGUUGUGUAGUUGUUACUACUAAACUUUAAUAAAUCUUAUUCAAUGUGCCACAUUUGUAAAUGUAACUUUUUAAAUGUUACAGGUAUACUUUUGAUACUGAAUGCUACCAAAACUAAGAUUGAUAUUGUAUAAUUAUUGUGUGAAAAGUGACAUUGUGCAGAAAAAACACCUGAAAGUUAAAGAAAAUAAUAAAUAAAUGAUCCAACUGU
Molecule: messenger RNA, 1039 nt
Organism: Pseudopodoces humilis (Tibetan ground-tit)
Lineage: Eukaryota; Metazoa; Chordata; Aves; Passeriformes; Paridae
Gene: CMTM8
Product: CKLF like MARVEL transmembrane domain containing 8
Biological process (GO): myelination
Cellular component (GO): membrane
Molecular function (GO): structural constituent of myelin sheath
Source: RefSeq, a predicted model, not a curated record